This is a messenger RNA of Nothobranchius furzeri (turquoise killifish), 2853 nucleotides long. Its product is annotated as oxidation resistance protein 1. Gene Ontology annotation, cellular component: nucleus. Gene Ontology annotation, biological process: response to oxidative stress. The record is from RefSeq and is a predicted model, not a curated record. Lineage: Eukaryota; Metazoa; Chordata; Actinopteri; Cyprinodontiformes; Nothobranchiidae.
GGUUGACGCCGGAAGAGGGUAAACUAUCUUCAGGCGAGGUUCGGAUUUGUGAGACUGCGCAUUAGACGGUGGGCAGAGCUUAAAUAAUGAACUGUUGUCUGCAGUGAUAUCAUAACACUGCAAUGUGAAGACACCCUCAUGUGACCGUCGCUUGUCUCCGUCUCUCGCCUAGACACAGGAGCUGUAAAAGGGGCCAGAAGGUAAAAGCAUGAGGACUAGAAGAGGAAGGAAGCCAGCUGAGAUCCAUCUGCAUGUCCCACCACAGCCAGCAUCAGAUUAAGGAAAAACAAAAAUGGCUCAGUCUGUGAGGAGACAAGAGGCUUUAGGAGCCAUGAACCUCAAACCCCAAGGAGACAAGACCAGGACCAGCUACUUCUGCAAUGUGAAGACCAGGUUGGGAUCCAAGUUGCCUGCUGGUGUCUCCCAGCCUCCACAGUUUGCAAAGCCUCCUUGGGAGAAGCAAACGAUCCACGAGGCCACCGCCAGCAUCCAGCUGCAGAACCAACCGAUCAUGAGCUGGCCCCUGGACCACAUCCCCCACAUCAGAAACCCUAAACUGCGACAGUACUACCUGCAAGGGACUUCCUGGGAUCUCAACAGUACUUUAGCAACAAAAGAUCCUGCAGCUGGACCGUCAGAUGACAGCACAAGCAGCAGGGGCCUUCCUGGAGACACGGUGUUCAGUGUUUCGUCUAAGUUCAGCAGCAGUGAUUCAUCGUCACUGGAGGAAAAGGAGCUGAUCUCGGAGGUAAACACCACCUCUCAGCCAGAACCGGACUCUGAGUCCAAAGAGAACUCAGAGGCUGUUGGAGAUUGUUUAAAUACACCGAGUGUUCUGCCCCAGUCCCCGUCACCAGAGGCAGAAUAUGACAAACUACUGGACGUGGAGGCGGUAUCGCUGCCUGAUGGACAGUUCUACUUAUUGGCUCUGCCACCAGAAUGCUGCCACGGGGUGGAGCCAGAGGCCAUGCUGUAUCUCAAACUCUCCUGCCGCUACAUCACUGACCGCAAGGGUGUGGUCACUGGUCUGCUGUUGGUGACUUCUAAUAAGAUCUUCUUCGACCCGUGUAAGACGCAUCCUCUGGUCAAGGAGCACGGCUGCGAGGACUACCUUCUGUCCUGUUCUGUUGACAGUUUGGCAUCUGUCUCCUUCUUCUACGACGGAUCACACAUUCACUUCAGCUCCUCCCAGCAGAGGAGAAAAGGAAAGAACAUUUUACAGAAGCUCAAAAACACAAAAAGCCUCAGAAACCAGAAGAAAGGGGAGUCUCGUCGAGUUCUGGUUCCUGCUGCUCCUUCAGAGUCACCUGGUCUGUCCAAGGAGGUUUCAGAAGGGGAGGGGGAGGAGGAGAGCAGAGACAUGGUGGAGGCUGAGCGGGAGCUGAAUGCCAGCCCUUUGAAGGCGCUGUCUGAGGAGACUGUGGGAAGCUUGGCUGUUCUGAGCAGCGCCGCUACGUUCUGUUGCGGAGGCAAAGAGACGGCGAGUCAAGUGAAGACGGAGCCGCCGGACUCAGAGGAGUCCUCCAUUAAGAGUCCGAGCGCAGUCCCUCGGAGGUCAUCGACGGGGAGUCUGGGUGGGCUGAUGUAUGUGCGGCUGCGGGUUCAGUCGCCGUCAGGGAAGAAGAGCUCAGCUAAGACUUUACUGAAGAGAGACGCCUGGCUGGCUAUGUCACAGGAAAGCUCGGACGAGCUGCGAUCCUACCUGACGCGUCUGCGACCAGACCUGUGCAUACUUGAGGGAGAGGAGGAGGGCGAUGAAGAGGAGUUUGUUCUUAUUGAGGACAAAGAGGAAGAGGAGGAGAUGCAGAUGCACCAUGGCUCAGGGGAUGACUGGGAGAUGGUGCUGAUGGAGGAGAGUAAGGAGAAGCCAACUCUGGUUAUCGACAGAGAACCUGAAGGGAUCAGUAAUGUCGUCGAGAGCAGCAACAUCUUAGAGGCUCUACACGUCAGAGAGUUGUGCAAAGAGCUGCCCCCCAGGAUGGUGGGUGUCACGUGGAGGCUGGCGUUCAGCACGACCCGCCACGGCUCCAGCCUCAAGGCUCUGUACAGAAAGCUCAGCGGCACCGACUCUCCUGCUCUGAUCGUCAUCAAGGAUGCAGUCGGCGAGAUUUUCGGGGCCUUCCUCUCCCACCCGCUGAGGCUCAGCGAGGCAUUCUACGGAACAGGAGAAACCUUUCUCUUCAUGCUGCAUCCUCGUUACAAGUGUUUCAGGUGGACGGGUGAAAACUCCUUUUUUAUUAAAGGAGACCUGGACUGUUUUGCUGUUGGUGGAGGAAGUGGUCAUUUUGGGCUGUGGGUGGACGAGAACCUGUUUCUGGGCCGCAGCAGCCCCUGCUACACCUUCAACAACUGCUGCCUCUCCGAAACCGACGAUUUCCGCAUCAUGGAGCUGGAGGUGUGGACGUUCAGCAACUGAGGAGACGAGGGAGGGCCUUAUUUAAUAAAAAAAAAACACUUAUUAUCGCUGCUCUUUUAUGUUUCAUGACGAAGUCCAUCUAGAUUAUCAGCUGGAUUACUUUGUGUCGUGGAUUUAAUGUUUGAAUCAUUCCUGAGGGUUUGGCAGCCAAACUCUAUGGAGCUGAGCUGGAAUUAAACUACUUGACUGAAGAUGGUUUCUCUGUUCUUAAUGCGACUAAGCAACAUUUAUAAUUUAUCAUGUAAAUACAACGCUGAGUCAGCCAUCUUUACGCAUGACUGCUUUUCUUCUAUCUGUAACAUCUCUGUGUUUUCUAAACAUGACUUAGGAGUUACUUCAAUUAAUGCAAGUUUUGUCAUGAAGCUGUGGCUCUAUAGACCGAUGUCACGUUGUAUAGAACUGGAUUAGUGAAUAAAAUCAGCACAAUGUAUAUUUGA